Molecule: messenger RNA, 834 nt
Organism: Aureobasidium uvarum
Lineage: Eukaryota; Fungi; Ascomycota; Dothideomycetes; Dothideales; Saccotheciaceae
Source: the annotation of a GenBank genome assembly
AUGGUGAACAAGACUGCUCAACAUCUCUCCGGAGAGUAUGUCCCUGCUGGAGUGUUCCCUCUGCUCAGCCUGCCCGUCGAGCUCCAGACCAUGGUCUUUGAGAAUGUCGUUGCUGCUCCAGAUGAGCAAAUCAUUAUGCUCGAAAAUGCCAAAACUCCUGCACUCGCCCGUGUCAACAGAUACCUGCGCAAGAGUGUCCUACCCAUUUUCCUCGGCGUCAACACUUUCCGCGUUUUUACUGAAGAAGCUCCUCUUGCUGAGGGCAGUCAGGCAAAGGAAGCCAAAUUCCGGAUCCAGAACUCGACCAUGGAGUGGUUGAGCCCCCUGGGCUACCAGACACCUCUCUUCAAGAGCCUGAUUGUCCAUUUCGGUGUGAAGAAUGAGACCGAGCUUGUGCUGCAGUACUCGCGCAAGGCUGGCAGCAAGACCGGCAGCUUGACGGCCAAACAUGAACGCGAAUGCCGCUUCUGCUACAACCUUGGUGAGGGCUUCCCCCACCUCCCUCGCGCCCUCCUAGAGAGCAUGCCGAUCAACCUGAACCUACGCCGCUACAUUGAACAUGCCGAAGAGCGCAACACCAUCGUCGGUAGGGAGCAUGAAAUCGCGCUUGCCGAUCUCGAAGCCGACGUGUUCAGCAAGACGACUGGCCUCAAGAAGGAUGCCUUGGGCAUCAGCAUGGCCAACAUCAUGGGUAUCGAGCGUGCGAUGAACAGGGGCUUGAUGACCUUUGCCAUGGCUGUUCACUCCGUCAACAUGAAGCGCCUCAAGGACACUCCUUGCGUCAUCUUGUUUUCAGGCAACAACUACGUCCUGCGCAGAGACAUGGGCAUCUGA